AUGCAGAGAUUAUAGGGUGCCACACUAAGUUUAUGGAGCAGCUUUACUCCAGUACCUCAGUAUGCAUUCGCCACAUUGAAUCUGAAAUAAUUGAAAUAGAGAAUGAAGUCUGUGGGAUCAAUUAGAAAGAUUACCAAGGCCAUGAAGAUGGUUGCUGCAUCCAAGAUGAAGCAAGAUGUCUAAAGAUUAGAAAAUGGAAAGUACUUCGGAGUCCGAUCACUCCAAGAUUUAUUUGCCCAAGAAACCUAUCUAUAGAAGAAGCAAUUGACAUUUAAGAUCAAUAAGACUCUGAUUGUCCCAAUCACAUCAGACAAAGGACUUUGCGGUGGCAUCAACUCAUCAAUCAUUAGAGAAACCAGAAGCAUUGUCAGAUAAAAUCGAAAUGCCUACAAAUUAUUCCUGAUUGGCGAAAAGUCCUUGGGAGCCCUCUAAAGAGGUUUCCCUGAAUUGCUCACUCAAGCAAUAACAGCCAUCUAAACACCAAUCAAUUUCGUGAAUAGUUCUUCCAUCGCACAUCAGAUUCAACUCAAUGUCACAGAUGAUAUUGAUUAGAUUUCCAUCAUUUUCAAUUAAUUCAAGAAUGUGGUUCAAUAAGUUAUCAAGCGAGUUGAUCUACUCAAUAGAAAGAACUUCAUUGCUCAAUUCAGAUUGGUUACUAAAUAUGAUACUGCAGAACCUGAAAAGGAAUUCGUCCAAAAUUACAUGUACGAAUACUAUGUAGCUACUGCCUUUUAUCAUGCUAUGUUGAAUAAUUUUGCAAGUGAAACAUCUUCUAGAAUGAAUGCUAUGGAAAAUGCUUCUAAGAAUGCAGGAGAAAUGCUUGAUAAAUUGACUCUUGAAUACAAUAAGGUUAGAUAAGCCAAAAUCACAGUAGAAUUGUGUGAAAUCAUUUCAGGAGCCUCAGCUGUCUGAAAAUCAUAAAGAAAUAUAUAUAGAAAAACAUUACAUACCUAUAUUUACAA
Messenger RNA from Paramecium tetraurelia, 962 nucleotides. RefSeq lists its product as uncharacterized. Gene Ontology annotation, molecular function: proton-transporting ATP synthase activity, rotational mechanism. Gene Ontology annotation, biological process: proton motive force-driven ATP synthesis. The transcript has 2 exons. Lineage: Eukaryota; Ciliophora; Oligohymenophorea; Peniculida; Parameciidae. The record is from RefSeq and is a predicted model, not a curated record.